This is a messenger RNA of Meira miltonrushii, 3032 nucleotides long. RefSeq lists its product as uncharacterized. The coding region runs from base 42 to 2933 and encodes 963 amino acids. Gene Ontology annotation, cellular component: Golgi to plasma membrane transport vesicle; cell tip. Lineage: Eukaryota; Fungi; Basidiomycota; Exobasidiomycetes; Exobasidiales; Brachybasidiaceae. The record is from RefSeq and is a predicted model, not a curated record. Gene Ontology annotation, molecular function: guanyl-nucleotide exchange factor activity. Gene Ontology annotation, biological process: exocytosis. The transcript has a single exon.
CGUCAUCAUACAAGUUGGGGUGCAAUUGAUAGCCUCACACAAUGUCUUCAAUGUCAUCAAGGAGGAAUCCUGUUGAUGUCAACGCAUCUUCGUUCGAUGUUGGUGCAGAUAAGAUACCGACUUCUGAUAUUAUCAGACCAAGUCCAGACGCAAUCUUGGCCGAUGAAGCAGAUCCAGAUACAUUGCUAGGAAUGGAAUCAGACAGCGAAGCGGGAGGCAGUAGACCUGUAAGCGCUUUGUUUGAUGCAGGAGGAGGUAAACGUAAAAGUAAGAGAAUAUCAAAACAAAUGCAAGACGUAUCUCUAGAACCUCCAUCUGCAAACACGGUCACUCAAAAUGAUCCAACACCAAAAACUUCAACAUUUCUAGGACAUGAAACUCCUUCGCAUUCUACGGCUCAGUCUAUCGAAUUUGCAGCAAACCCAAACGAUCUUAAAGAGCAAGUGACUGAAUUAACAACACAAGUCACAGGCCUAAACAACAAACUCGUGACAUCAUUCGUGCGAAUAGGAGAUUUGGAAGAUGAUUUAUCGGAAAUGCAAGAUAUGGUGGCAAACUAUAAAAAACAGAUUGCAUCAUUAGAGAAAGAACGACAAGAACAUUUGGCUGCCUUAAAUACUGGCUUAUUGGUAGAGAAAGAGCAUGUCUCUUCUGAAAUGCAAAAGAUGAUGGAACGUUUGGUACAGGAAACAGCGGAAAAAGGAAAAGCUGUUGAUGAAAGGCAAAAGAUUGAAUCGGAACUUGAUGAAUUGAGCUCGAGCUUGUUUAGUGAAGCGAACAAGAUGGUCGCUGUUGAAAGACUAGCUAGAGCCAGAGCUGAAGAAAAGAGCAAAUCAAUGGAAGAAAGAUUAAAGGAUACGGAAGAAAUUGUUGGUGAACAGCAGAAACGAUUGGUAGAACUACAAGCAUUGGUAGAAAAGAAUGAAAGAAAAAGCGCUUCAGAGACUCCGCAUUCACAAGAUUCGUUUGAUGAGCGACAAAAUGAGUCAAUCCAUUCGACAGGCCUCUUGAGUAAACCAUCAGGUAAUCAUGAUCAUGCUCUUUUAUUACCUGCAAAUAAUGGAUUUCUACGAUUGGACAUCAUCCCAUACGUCGAACUACGCUCCUUCCUCAAUCACUUACGACGACUUCGCUUACAAUUGGCACCAUUCUACAACUUCCCUGUUCAUGACGUUACACCGUCCACUGAAGAGACACCAAUUGCCUCGAGAACUGGAUCGCCUGCUCCGCAUCAAUUUGGACCCUCCGGCGUAAAUCCAUUUCAAGCUUCGCCAUUUCUUGCAGCCGGUGUAUCGAGACAUCGUGAUUUUCCUACGUUACCCGCAAAUGUGGAACAAUUGAUUUACAUCCCAAAUCAAUUAUCCUCUCUCACCUUCUUGAAGCGUUUCAACGAAGAGGAUUGUGAACCAUGUCUUGGCUUAGACCAUGCACCUGGGUUGAAUUGGUUAUCCAAAAGACAAAUGCGAACGGCUAUUGUGGAUGGCAGCUUUAUGAUCGAACCCAUCUUUGGAGGAGGCAUUUACGAUGAAGAAGAUGUACGUAUGAAAGCGGUCGGAACACCUCCUGCAGCGUGUGCAAUGUGUGGAAAAGCCGUCGUUAACGUACCUUUGCCUGGCGGAGGCAACUUAUCCGAUGCAAGUGGUUGGAUGAAUGCUGCUUCAUCUUUGCAGGCCAGCGUCAAUGCGAUGGCCAGUUCUUUGCCUGUUCGUGAUCUGACGGCAUCUCCACCGCCACAAGGAUCAGGUCGUGGAAGUGAAACACCAAAGGAUUUGACAAAGAAUAGAACGAGUAUCUUUAAUACCCUUCGAAAUAUUAGUGGCGGUAAGAGUAAUGCUGCUACUGAAAAGCCAACAGUAGUCACACCGACGACCGAAAAUCCUUCUUGGCAUUCUCAAACUGUAGGUGUGGUAGAAGAUGAAUUUGCCGCAAGACCACCUGCAAUUCCAACACAUAUAUUCCGUAUCUCAGAAACGUCUUCAGCUCGUUACUUGAUAUGUCCUGAUUAUUGUUUGAAGAGGAUACGUGCUAUUUGCGACUUUUGGGGAUAUGUUCGCAAUCUUGAAAGGGCAGUCGUUCUUGAAGGCAAACUUGCGUGGGAUGAUGAAUUAGAUACAGAAGACGAGCCUGCACCUCGCUUGCCGACAAAAGACUUCGAUUUGAACAAAGGCGGUCUUGUCGAAAAAGAUUCACAAAUUAUAGAAAAGAAGGGUGAUGAGGCAGAAGUUGAAGCGGUAGAAGAGGCCAAAGCAGACGACGACAGCAAAGUUUCAGAUGAGAAGCUGACGGCUGAAGCCGAAUCAGAGAAAAGCAAAGACUCAUUGGACGAAGAAGCUAACACACAGGAAUCUCGCAAAGUUUCAGCAUCUCAUACAGCAUCUGAUGUAGAGGAUGAACACGACUUCGCGGACGCUAAAAGUCAACAUUCAAGCGAUGAAGAAGAACAAAGCCCGAUUACAGACACAAGAGAUAGUAUUGACAAGAAGGAUGCAGAUACAAUCACAGUCAAUGAAGGAAAGGAAACAGUUGAUACCUCUAUCAGUGCUGUAGAAUCGACUGAAACGUCAGACAAGAAAUCUUCAACGGAUGCAUUAGAUAUUCCAACUCAAGAUGAAACACCAGUCCCGUCACCUUUGCCCAAAUCUGCCAAUCCUGCAAAUGGCCCACCGGCUUUGCCAAAGACUGCAAGACCUGUUCCAAAAUUGCCUGACAAUAACAAUACUCCGCCUGCUUUACCACCACGUCGUGUCCGCACACCUGCUGCUGAAGUAUUUCAGCCUAUCGAUCUCGGUCCAGAGCCUAGAAGGUUGCUCCCCAUCAAGAAUGCAGAGAAACCGAUUUGGGAAGAAAAGGUUUGGUUGGAAGUCAAUCGAUUACGUGCUGAUAUGUGGUCAGCUCGCAUAGGUGCACAAGCUGAUGAAAGAAGAAUGGCUUAAGAAUAGGAUUUACGUCUUUAGAAAUACCCCAUCUUUAAUAACAAUGAUGUACGAUUAUUAUUUCAUGAUUUACAACUCAAUAGACUAAAGUGCAAAACC